CCGCUCAAUCCGGAGGCUGCAGGUCAGAUCAGGAGAGAAAAAAACACACCAGAAGACCAGAGAGGCAAGGGCGGAAUCUUCUCCAUGACUGUAAGGUAUAAUUAGAGACACUUUCACAGCAUCUGUUACAAUAUGCACGCUCCUCUCGCUCGUGCUAUGACGGAGAUGUUUUUGCUGGCAUCGCUCGCGCUCCUCAGCCGCGUGCCUUCCAUCGGCUCUUUCUCUGAUGGCGAGUACAUCUGGAGCUCGGGAAGCUCUGGCCAGGGCAACUGCGUAGAAAUCCCAGAGGACCUGCGGCUGUGCUACGGCGUCGGCUACAGGCACAUGCUGCUGCCCAACCUGCUGGAGCACGACAGCAUGGCCGAGGUGAAGCAGCAGGCGAGCAGCUGGGUGCCGCUCGUGCACAGGAGGUGUCACCCGGGCACGCAGGUUUUCCUGUGCUCGCUCUUUUCACCGGUGUGUACGGAUCCACUGGUUCGUCCUUGCCAGCUGUUUUGUGAGUCUGUACGUGACGCCUGCAGCCCCAUCAUGAAGGCGUUCGGCUUUGUCUGGCCAGAAAUGCUUAACUGCAGCAGGUUUCCACUCGAAAAUGACAUGUGCAUCUCUAAGAACGCCACGGCAUCUCUUGAAGAGUCCGAACACAUGCCUGCAUGUCCACCGUGUGAGGUCAAGAUGAACGCAGAUGGCAUUCUGGAGAACAUGUGCGCCAGUGAGUUCGCGAUCACAGCAAAAAUAAAGAAAACAAAAAUCAAGAAUGCAGAUAAGAUGGUGAUACUACAGAAGAAGAAGAAAGUAGUGUGGGAUGGAGGUCUGAAAAAUGAGCAACUGAAGAAGCUGGUGUUGUAUCUAAAAAACGGAACUCACUGUCCCUGUCAACAACUGGACAAUACGAGCGAUCAAUAUCUGAUCAUGGGACGCAGAGUCGGGAAACACUACUUACUGACUGGCAUCCACCAGUGGGACAAAGAGAACGGAGAGUUCAGGAAACUUUUGACCCAAAUCAAAACCUACAAAUGUCCUGCUCUCGAUUCCACGUUUAAAAUAACUAAACCCACAAAAAGCGACGAGCACGAUAACCCUCCUGGAGUGCUCACGCCUUAGCGAUUUUAUGCCUCACUCACCCAGGUCAUCUUUUUAAAAUGGAUAGUAUCGGAAAUCCCCAAUAGGGGUGGGUGAUAUGAGAUCAUAUUAUCAUCAUAUUAUAAACAAAUGUAAACAAACUGCCUGCAUAGCAUGAAAAACUGAAUUUGAUGAUACUUAUAUUUAACAUCCGCAAAACUAAAAAGUAGGACCAUUUAAAAAAAAAAAAAAAAAGAAAGAAAAAAAGUUGGACAUAACAUUUUACAGUUUUAUAGAUUCAGUCCAGAAAAAGAAAAGAAAUGAAAUUGUUAUUUUAUAAACAGUUAAACAUUACUGCAACACCUGUGAUAUAUCGGAAAAGUAUAUCACCCAGCCCUAAUCCACAAUCCUUUCUUCACCUCAGUUACCAAUCUAAACCUUUUUUUACUUAUAUAUAUAUAUAUAUAUACAUAUAUAUACAUAUAUACAUAUACAUAUACAUAUAUA
Messenger RNA from Ictalurus punctatus (channel catfish), 1566 nucleotides. RefSeq names its product secreted frizzled-related protein 1b (gene sfrp1b). Gene Ontology annotation, molecular function: Wnt-protein binding. The coding region runs from base 133 to 1101 and encodes 322 amino acids. The transcript has 4 exons. Gene Ontology annotation, biological process: non-canonical Wnt signaling pathway; canonical Wnt signaling pathway; negative regulation of canonical Wnt signaling pathway. Lineage: Eukaryota; Metazoa; Chordata; Actinopteri; Siluriformes; Ictaluridae. The record is from RefSeq and is a predicted model, not a curated record.